Asparagus officinalis (garden asparagus) is the source of this 583-nucleotide messenger RNA. RefSeq names its product GRF1-interacting factor 1-like. Gene Ontology annotation, biological process: cell population proliferation; positive regulation of transcription by RNA polymerase II; leaf development. The record is from RefSeq and is a predicted model, not a curated record. NCBI's taxonomy places the organism in Eukaryota, Viridiplantae, Streptophyta, Magnoliopsida, Asparagales, Asparagaceae. The transcript has 3 exons. Gene Ontology annotation, molecular function: transcription coactivator activity. Gene Ontology annotation, cellular component: nucleus. Bases 148 to 411 code for a protein of 87 amino acids.
CCCCCCAACUCCUGCUUCCCUCGAACACUUCACAUUGUUCUUUCAGUCCUUUGAAAGACACACAGAGAGAAAGUUGUAGAGAGAGAAACUACAGAGAGGAACUACACAGAGAAAGGUUGAGUCUUUGUUAAGAGAGAGAGAGAGAGAAUGCAGCAGCACCUGAUGCAGAUGCAGCCCAUGAUGGCAACCUACGGUUCACCGAAUCAGGUCACCACCGAUAUCAUUCAGCAGUAUCUGGACGAGAACAAGCAGUUGAUUCUGGCUAUUCUUGAAAACCAAAAUUCAGGAAAAGCUGAUGAAUGUGCUGAGAAUCAGGCUAAGCUUCAGAGGAAUCUGAUGUAUCUUGCAGCCAUUGCGGAUAGCCAGCCCCAAGUUCCUACCAUUGCUCAGGUAUAUAUUGGUAUUGGCUAACAUCAAUUAUCGGUAGGGUUAUUUUCAGAUGCACUCUCUAUAGUUAGGGGGCUGUAGCUGGUUAUCACCCAUGUUCUAGUUUAUUAGCACACACAUACAUCUUUUCAUUGGUAUUUUUUCAGUUUUGAAACUUCGUUGGGAAAUGUAUCAUGGCCAGAGUUGGACAUUUGCU